AGUUGGGGAGGCGUGUCCAUGAAGGACAGAGGCGGCGCUUGCGAACAGGUGCACUGGGAUUGACAAGGCAUUGCCAUGGAGACAACCUGUGAUGUAGGUACGGUGUGAAUGACAGCGAGCUCAGUCCCGGCCGGUCAGAAUCCAGGCUCGGUGAGAAGUGAAUGGGAAGGAGGGAGAGAGCGGUUCUGAAGCUCCAGGAGGAAGAUCAGAUGGUCGUUCGGUGUCUGCUGUCUGACAGCAUUAUAGCAGGAUAUAGAACCGGCAGCGCUCUGCAAAAGUCAAAAACAAAACAGCGGCUAAAGAACUGGAGCUCAGUGCUCCACUUCGCACGGUCCCUAAGUAUCUCCCGUGCCGUGCCGUGCGGCUGGGCUGGGUUGUGUUCCAAUAUAUUGUCCAGCAGGCGAGUUCAGCGACUAUACUGGUACUUCUCAACCCCAAAGGACAUUUGCGAGGAAGGAACGGAAAGCACUUGACUUGAGCGAUUGUAUUUCUGAUGCAGUUGCGGGCAGUGUGGUUUGUCAAACCAACACACAGUUUAACACUGAGUGGACUAUGGAGCCGGUGACAUCUGAGAAACUUGCCACUUUGAUCCCGCUAACGUUGCUCUGUGCAAUAUUUGGUGAGGUGUGCACAGCAGUCAGCGUGGAUAUGACACAAACCAACAUAGUGGUGGUGGAGGGACACACGGCAGUUCUGCCAGCCGGGUACCACGGUGUCUCCACUGACUUGAGUAAAAACACUGUGGUCUGGACCACCGACUCCCUGAGUUAUAGACAGAUUAUCUCGUACUCUGGGGGUCAGCAGAGCCAGGGAGAUCCCCGCGUGGGGUUCAUGCACACCAUGCCUUCCAGCAACGUCUCCAUCUACAUCAACAACACAAAAGAGAGCGAUUCUGGACGCUACUCCUACAACGUUGUCAUCCCAGGACAGACGGGCUUCUCCGGGGGAAUAAACCUCACUGUUCACGUGCCUCCCUCAGUCCCGGUUUGCUCAAUGAGAGGAGAAGCUGUAAUUAAAGACAAUGUGACUCUGAGCUGCCAGUCAAGAAGUGGUAAACCGAUCCCUGUUUACAGCUGGGAGAAGAAAGCUCCCACUACACAAGUCUUCUUCCCUCCCAUCCAGGACUCACGGAGUGGGACCCUGCAGCUGACCAACCUGACCAAGCAAAUGUCUGGAAUGUACGUGUGCACGUCCAGCAACUCGGCUGGGAAUGAGUCCUGCUACAUCAACCUGGAAGUCUCUGAACCGGUGAACGCAGGGAUGAUAGCUGGGGUGGUGGUGGGCACAUUGCUGGGGGUGCUGGCUAUCAUUCUCGCCGUCUACAUCUUCCUGAAACUCCGACGACACUCUGGGGAGGACAUGGCCAAUGAAAUCAAGGAGGAUGCCCCGGCACCCAGACGGGUCUCGUGGUCUAAGAGUGGCGCUGGCUCAGACAUCGUCUCCAGAAACGGCACCCUCUCCUCCAUCACCACCUCCGCCACCCACACCCGGGGCCCCGGUCACCCCCAGCACCACUACCCCCCCAAACCUGCCUCCGACACCACCUCUAUCGUCACGACAGCCGGCAGCACCAUCGGCUACCGACCCGGCCUGUACCUGCCACGUGGGGGCGAGCCGAGCUACAACCAUAACAUCCAUGAGAGAGGGCAGCCGGGACCUGCAAGUGAACCUACCGCCAAUGGAAACUCCGCACCCUGGACUGACGGCGCUCAGCCCCAGGCCCCGCGGCCGGCUGUUGUCACCGGGGUCUCUUCCUCUAACAUCAUGAGGAUGGGGGGCAUUCCCGUCAUGGUGCCGGCUCAGAACCAGGCUGGCUCUCUGGUGUAGCGUAACACACCCAGCUGGAAAAGAAAGAGAUCACGAAGUGCGAAGAAUCUGAAAGCUGUAUAUAUAUAUAUAUAUAUAUAUAUAUAUAUAUAUAUAUAUAUAUAUAUAUAUAUAUAUAUUGUUGCAAUUCAAAAUCUACACGCAUUUAACAGUAUGAUAUUGACUUAAGUCAGUUGAGCGUGUCUUUCUAACGCUAUACCAAUUGUUAUGCUAAAUGCUAAAUGUCUAAGGAGGUGUAUUAUUUAUUAGUGUUUUGUGUAUUAUUUGUUAAAACUGAUCCGAUACUGCCUUGGGUAUCCAAAACCAGGUGUGCCCCCUCUGUCCAAUGUCAGAUAUGAGCUGGAAAUUUGCAGACUGCUUGCUAGUCAUUUACAGCAAGAAACACAGAAAUCUACAUUGCAAGGAUGGUAUUUCCAUGCAAGUGUGAAUCAUGAGGAUCAUCAAUCCCAAACCUUUUCUCCAUCUUCGAUUAAACUGGAAGUAGAAAAUGAUGAGGCAGAACAGAUUUGCAGGGGGAUGUGCAGCGGGUGCUUUUAAAUGAAUCUAGCUUCCUUUGAAAAUGGUGUAACUUUUAAUCAAGUUCUGUAAUGCCUAGGCUAACUCCUUUUAAUGCUUAAACAGCAAUGCUCCAAACUGGCCAUCAAUCCUAUAGAACUUACAACACAAAUGAAAACCGUGUAAAUAAUAUAGUACGGAACUUCUGUACGUCAUUAGCAGUAUUUCAGUGUGGGGGUUUGAGUGAUGUCAUAAAGGUCAUUCAUCUGUUAUCCAUCGGGCUCUGCUGUGGUUACAGGUCUCAUAGAUUCUGCCUGGCUGGCUAAGCUUUCUAACACUACACUAAGACUGUUCAUUUAGAGUCCUUUUAAGAUUUUUGUAAUACUUUUCCUUUUUAGGAAACAAAUGUUUUAUCCCAUAAGACAAAAGCUGAGAACAAAAUACACACUGGUUCAAAUUCACUAGUGUCAACUCAGCUCUGGGAUCUUUAUUAUUAUUAUUAUUAUUAUUAUUAUUAUUAUUAUUAUUAUUAUUAUUAUUAUUAUUAUUUGUUUUUUUUCUUUUAGCACAACUUUUACCCAAAGUUCAGUUUUUCAAUUCUUUUUUUUUUUUUUUUUCCCAGUGUGUGAUUUGGAUCUCUUUUUGUGAAAGGAAAAUAAACCUGUCUGUGUUACAAAACUAGUGUAACAUCGCAGGUCUUCUCGUUUAGUAAAAAAACUCACAGCAGACAGCUCAGACCAGACCCAUGGCUUGUAACACACUCCAAAGCAUCAUUUCAUACACAUUAAAACAAGAUCAAGUA
Molecule: messenger RNA, 3124 nt
Organism: Acipenser ruthenus (sterlet)
Lineage: Eukaryota; Metazoa; Chordata; Actinopteri; Acipenseriformes; Acipenseridae
Product: endothelial cell-selective adhesion molecule-like
Exons: 7
Coding region: 553-1827 (424 amino acids)
Biological process (GO): homophilic cell-cell adhesion
Cellular component (GO): adherens junction; plasma membrane
Molecular function (GO): cell-cell adhesion mediator activity
Source: RefSeq, a predicted model, not a curated record